UUUAAUAAAAGCGUUAUUGGUUUCACGGCGGAAGGGAAACCCAGAGCCGCCGGAGAGAGACGAGUCGAGUUUAAAGUUGCCGCCUUUAGUAUUCAAUUUGUUCUCUGAGGGAAAACCCAGAAGCUACAAUGGCGAAGCGGGAGAUUUCGAGCACUCUGAAGAGCUUAAAGUUCAUGCAAAGGGCGACUCAGAGAGUGGAGAAGGUGAAGAAAGAAGAAGAAGUAGUGGUAGUGAAAUCUGAUGAUGGAGGUUUUAGCUCCCCUGUUACCCAAAUAAGAAAGUGUGUGGUCGUAAUGGAAGGUGACCCCAAUCCGGGAGCCAUUAAAGGGAGAAUGUCAUUUAACGGUUUCAACCCCUUAAUUGAUAAACUGAAUAACCCCGGUCAGCCAGCAGCCUCUGCGUCUUCUUCUUGCAUCCAAAGUGAAAGAGUUUCAAAUAGAGAAAAUGGGUCCUCAAUGGACGAAGCAGAGUGCUCAAAUAUUGACAAAUCAAACUGUGAGCCUAAUGGUGACCUUAAAAGAAAACAGUCUGAAGUAGUGUCUGAAACACAAUAUCCAAAUAAAUCUCCCAAAAAUGAUCGAGGUCAGUCAUCACCAAAUAUAAGUAAAGGCUCAUUCAAGAAACCAAAGGGUGGAAAGCUGGACUACAACAUUCUUAGGCCAUCAAAGAGUCACACCAAAAGAGGUAGAGACCAUAACUAGGUGAUUGCAUUUAGAAUGCUUUGAAUCACUUUUGAAUUUUGUCAUUGUAUCUGUAAUCUUGUUGUCAAAUUACAAAAGCUCAGUAUCAGAAGAUGUUCGACUUUGGUAA
Messenger RNA from Argentina anserina (silverweed cinquefoil), 810 nucleotides. RefSeq lists its product as uncharacterized. Bases 129 to 701 code for a protein of 190 amino acids. The transcript has 5 exons. Gene Ontology annotation, biological process: maturation of 5.8S rRNA. The record is from RefSeq and is a predicted model, not a curated record. NCBI's taxonomy places the organism in Eukaryota, Viridiplantae, Streptophyta, Magnoliopsida, Rosales, Rosaceae.